Molecule: messenger RNA, 1685 nt
Organism: Entrophospora sp. SA101
Lineage: Eukaryota; Fungi; Glomeromycota; Glomeromycetes; Entrophosporales; Entrophosporaceae
Source: the annotation of a GenBank genome assembly
AAGAAGUUAUUAAGAAGACUAAAGUUCUAGAAUUCACUUCGGAAGAUUUGUAUAGGAAAUUACUAGAAGUUAUGGAGGCAAGAGGGAAAAAGAAUACAGAUAGAUUGGAGCAAAUUAAAAUUCUUCAAAGUUUAUUGGAAGUUGCUUCCACACCUUAUCAACAAAUACGCGUACUGCUUGCUUUGAUUCCUGCUCAAUUUGAUUAUAGUCCUACAAUACUUGAAAAUAAUCCACAUUUCAUAAUUCAUGAGGUUGUUGAUGAUCAAGAAGAGGAUAAGGAGCCAGUAGUUGAGCCUGGUCAAACUUUUGGUAUACGUGGUUCAAUUCUUUCUUUUAUUGAUAGAUUAGAUGAUGAAUUUACAAAAUCUUUACAAAAUAUCGAUCCACAUACUACUGAUUAUGUGGAUAGAUUGAAAGAUGAAACAUUCUUAUAUUCUACUAUUGUUAGAGGUCAAUUAUACUUUGAAAAACAUAAUUUAGCUGAUAACAUAAGUAGACCGGAUCAAGUUAUUCAAACAGUCGAAAAUACAGUGAAUCAACAAAUUCCAUCAGGAAUAUCAUCUACAAUCAUCCCACCCCACUUAACACAAGAUUCUUCAGAUCUUAUUCAUGCUCUUUGUGUUUAUUUGUACAAGAAUGGUGAAUCUUUACUCCGUACACGUGCAAUGCUUUGUCACAUCUAUCAUCAUGCUUUACACAAUCGUUUCUAUACUGCUCGUGAUAUGCUUUUAAUGUCACAUUUGCAAGAUACAAUUCACCAAAGUGAUGUUGGAACACAAAUUUUACAUAAUCGUACAAUGGUUCAAGUUGGUCUUUGUGCUUUUCGUGAGGGAAUGAUUAAGGAAGCACAAAGUUGUUUAAUGGAAAUUUGUGGAAGUGGUCGAGUAAAAGAAUUGUUGGCUCAAGGUUUACAAUUACAAAAAUAUGCACUUCCACCAGAACAAGAAAAAUUAGAUAAACAACGUCAAUUACCAUUUCAUAUGCAUAUCAAUUUUGAAUUGUUAGAAUGUGUUUAUUUGACUUGUUCUAUGUUAUUGGAAAUUCCAAGUAUGGCUGCUGCUGAUUCCAAUCCUGAAGCUCGAAAAAAAAUAAUUAGUAAACCUUUCAGAAAAUUGUUAGAGUAUAGUGAAAAACAAGUGUUUAGUGGGCCAGCUGAAAAUACAAGGGAUCAUAUAAUGGGUGCAGCUAAAGCACUUGCUGUUGGUGAAUGGCAAAGAUCUCAAGAACUCAUUGGUGCUAUAAAAAUAUGGGAUUUGAUGCCUGAGAAAAAAAAGAUAAUAGAGAUGUUGAAUCAUAAAAUUCAAGAAGAAGGUCUUCGCACUUAUCUUUUCACCUACUCCACUUACUAUGCAAACUUGGGACUUGAACAAUUGAGCAAUAUGUUUUCUUUACCUGUAAACAAUGUCACUUCAAUUGUUUCUAAAAUGAUUUGGAAUGAGGAAUUAGCUGCAUCAUUGGAUCAAGUAGAAAAUGCCAUAGUGUUACACAGAGUGGAACCUACAAAAGUUCAACAAUUGGCUUUAAUGCUUGCUGAAAAAGUAGUAACAUUUGUUGAAGCUAAUGAAAAAUUAUUGGAACAAAAGCAAACAACUGGUAACCAAAGAGAUCAACCAAGACAAAGAGGCAAGAAAAAUUUUCAUAUACCAUUUAAAAGCAACAGAACUAAAUUAUCACAACAGAAUUAA